Molecule: messenger RNA, 2012 nt
Organism: Leucoraja erinaceus (little skate)
Lineage: Eukaryota; Metazoa; Chordata; Chondrichthyes; Rajiformes; Rajidae
Product: tumor necrosis factor receptor superfamily member 5-like
Exons: 7
Coding region: 25-909 (294 amino acids)
Biological process (GO): signal transduction; apoptotic process; immune response
Cellular component (GO): external side of plasma membrane; membrane
Molecular function (GO): transmembrane signaling receptor activity; cytokine binding
Source: RefSeq, a predicted model, not a curated record
CCAGUCGGAGGUCGGGACUGUAAGAUGUCUGGUCGUGUCUGCUGUUCCCUGGCGCUGCUCUCUGUGCUGCUCACACCCAGUCAGACCUGUGACAACAGCACCCAUUACUCAUGGAACAUCGACAUGAAAAGAGAGUGUUGCACCAAGUGCCCCCCCGGAACUAAGUUGGUUAGUCGGUGCACUCGCUCCAACCUGAAGAGUAAGUGUGAGUCUUGCAUCAGUGGGACCUUUAGUGCGAGCUGGAACAUAUACGGAUACUGUCCCCUAUGUAAAACGUGCUCGGAAGCAAAUGGUCUUCAAAUAGAGAUGGAAUGUACCAAAAAAUCCCAAGUUAAAUGCACUUGUCGACCCGGAUACGCAUUGAACGCUGCUCCUCCCACAGACACGGAGAAAUGUUUCAAAAUAUGUAACGAAGGAGAGCAAGUGAAACGAGGAGAUUCCAACGCCUGUGAACCGUGUCUGCCAGGAUUUUAUUCGAAUAAAAAAGGAACCAAAUCGUGCAAAGCGUGGACAAGAUGUACUGACGACCAACGGUAUUUAAUUAAGAAUGGAUCACAAACGGAGGACGCGGUGUGCAGUUCCUCCGAGCCUCGACAAACGACCACCAGCAAAAGAAGGCCCCCUUCCACCGAGACCACCCCCAGCACGACGCUGCUGAGAAUAACAACCCAUCCAACCUCAGCCACAACCACAGGCAGACCAAGUUUGCUGAAAGACAAUGCAUUUUUCAUCUGUGUCAUCGUUGUGACUGCCCUAUUGUUAUUCAUUGUCAUAUUCAGGAGAAUGAUGUCCUGCAAAGACGGACACCGGGGUUUCCGCUGCUGUUUUGGGGACAGGAACUUCCCUAAAGCACCAAUUCCUGUGCAGGAAGAAUUCAACGACAUCACAUCAGUGCAAGUGAAAAACUGAACUCUUUCUAGUGUAAAGCAGCCCUUUGCCGCUAAAGUUUACAAGUGAACUAUUUUCCCUGAACUAAAAUGUGAAUAUGAAGAAAACUGUUCAGCAAUGACUCAGGGAUUUUGAUAUCAGUGUUCCACAGACCUCAUUUAGAAAUAAGUAUAUAUUUCUGCUUUUGCCAAAUACCACAGUCUGACGAAGGAUCUCGACCUGCAACGUCACCCAUUGAAUCUGAAGAAGGGUCUCGACCCGAAACGUCACCCGUUCCUUCUCUCCAGAGAUGCUGCCUGUCCCGCUGAGUUACUCCAGCAUUUUGCUUCGAUGUUCAUUUCUCAUACGGUCCAGAGACUUUGCGUUAAGAACUUACAGAUUUGCUUUCUUUUUUGUUUACUUGGGAUCGAAAGAUUUUUAAUUCUCUCAGUCCCAGCCUUGAUGUAGAUACGAAGGAUUUAAAAAAAAUAUGGAUUCAUGAUCAUCGUUUCCUGAAAAAUAAAUGUGGUUGCAGGUUUAGCUUUGGUGCAGGAUGCAGCGUGGAAACAGGGCCGUCGGCCCACCGACCAUCCACCAUCCGUUCACACAAGUUCUAUGCCAUCCCACUUUCUCAUCCGCUCCCUACGCAAAGGGGGCAAUUUGCAGAGGGCCGAUGAACCUACAAACCCGCACACAACUUUGAGAUGCGGAGGGAGACGGGAGCACCCGGAGGAAACCCACGCAGUCACGGGGUGGAGCGUGCAAACUCCUCGCAGACAGCACCCGAGGUUAGGAUUGAAGCCGGGUCUCCCAGCAGCUCCAGUGAUCUAGAGAUUAUAUUCCUAUCUCUGUAAUGCAACACAUGAUGGUGCAAGACCACCAAUGUAUAGAUUUCUGUAAUAAAUUUUAUGUUUCUGUAAUUGUGAACAUUUAGAACAGGCACUACUUUAUUAAUUUUGUUGCUAUAGCAACAACAAUGUCAACUUGCUUUCCUUGUUUCUUCCAACUUAUGACAGAGAAUUCAGAAACACAAAGAAAUCUCUCAAACUUGAUAUAUUUAUUUAUUUCCUGUUUCUCAAACUGGUGGUGUCCCACGUCAGAGCAGUCGAUAACUAAUCACCCUGAGAGAGUUGGUUAGACUUUAG